Messenger RNA from Conger conger (European conger), 2439 nucleotides. It is a transcript of the gene alg3, whose product is annotated as ALG3 alpha-1,3- mannosyltransferase. The transcript is spliced from 9 exons. Bases 94 to 1410 code for a protein of 438 amino acids. Gene Ontology annotation, molecular function: dol-P-Man:Man(5)GlcNAc(2)-PP-Dol alpha-1,3-mannosyltransferase activity. Gene Ontology annotation, cellular component: endoplasmic reticulum. Lineage: Eukaryota; Metazoa; Chordata; Actinopteri; Anguilliformes; Congridae. The record is from RefSeq and is a predicted model, not a curated record.
AGCCCGCAUGUAGUUGGCUUUGAAUUUUCCCCAAUCAUGUGACUGCAGCGAAAAUAGCGUUACACAUGGUUCGGCCUACUUGCGUGGGCAGACAUGGCUGGAGGUGCAAAGAAGAAAUCAACCGGUCAAGUGUCUCGCGUAUGGGGGACUCUUCGUACAUUAUGGCAGGAGAAGCAUUUGAUUUUAUUCAAAGCCGAAUACACUUUCCUGGUGGCUGCAGUUCUUUGGUUCUUGGAAAUCGGAAUAAAUAUUUGGGUUAUACGCAAGGUAGCAUACACGGAGAUCGACUGGAAAGCUUACAUGGACGAAGUGGAAGGUGUCAUCAACGGCACCUAUGACUACACCCAACUUAAAGGAGAUACGGGGCCGCUGGUGUACCCAGCUGGAUUUGUGUACAUCUUCACGGUGCUCUACUAUGUCACUGAUCACGGCGUGAAUAUUCGGAUGGGGCAGUAUCUCUUCGCCAUGUUCUACCUGGUCAAUCUUCUGCUUGUGUUCCGCAUUUACCACCGUACUCAAAAGGUUCCCCCCUACGUGUUUUUCUUUGUUUGCUGUGCCUCUUACCGCAUUCACUCCAUCUUUGUCCUCCGACUCUUCAACGACCCCGUAGCCAUGAUGCUGCUUUUCGCUGCAGUGAACCUCUUCUUGGACGGUCGCUGGAUGCUGGGUUGUGGGCUGUACAGUUUAGCAGUGUCUGUGAAGAUGAAUGUGCUCCUCUUCGCCCCCGGACUCCUCUUCAUCCUGCUCUGGGAGUUUGGCCUCCUGAAGACCCUGCCCAAGCUCUGCCUGUGUGCGGCCAUACAGGUGCUGCUAGCCCUGCCGUUCCUGCUGGAGAACCCUGUGGGCUACCUCAGCCGGGCCUUUGACUUGGGCCGGCAGUUCCUCUUCCAGUGGACCGUGAACUGGCGCUUCCUGCCUGAAGAGGUGUUCCUCAGCCGCCAUUUUCACCUCGCCCUGUUGGGGGCGCACCUGCUCACCCUGCUGCUUUUCACAUUCCGCCGCUGGAAGAGGCCUGGAGAGAGUAUAAUGGCACUGCUGAAGGAUCCAGCUGACAGAGAGCAGCCCUCACCAAAACUGAGUGCUAAUCAGAUGACUUUGGUCCUGUUUACCUCCAACUUCAUCGGCAUGUGUUUCAGCCGCUCGCUGCACUACCAGUUCUACGUGUGGUACUUCCACACCUUGCCCUACCUGCUGUGGAGUGGCGGGGUGAAGAAGCUGGCGCACUUACUGAGGGUCCUCAUCUUGGGGCUCAUCGAGCUGUCUUGGAACACGUACCCCUCCACCGUCUACAGCUCCGUUGCCCUGCACGUCUGCCACUUCAUCAUACUGGCCUCCCUCUGGCUGUCUUCCCCCAUGCCUAGCCACCAGGGCGGCGACGGAGAGUCUCAGGAAAAGCCCAAACGGCUGUGACCAAACUUCAGCACACGGCGAGGACGCUCGCCCGUCACCACCCUGCCGUCAGUCAUCUUCCACUGUGGGUGUGGGCUCGAAGAGCAGGGGGCAAUAUCAGUCUUAAAUGCCAGCAGCCCUACCCUUUUCCACCUAGGCGUGGCCCCGUCCCUUUGUUCCCUCCACCCACUACUCAGGAGGCAGAAAUAUCUGCAGGUUUGAGGACUGGCAGCUAAAAUAACUUUUGUUUUUGUUUUUUUUCUCCCCUUUUCAUUUCGUCUUACCUCCCUUCUAUGGUAAAAUUUGUGGUUGAGCAGAGAGGAAAGUGAAAGUCGGAAGUGCUUUGAACAUCACUGUUUCGCACAGAAGGUUUUCAUUCUUGAUUUUAUGUAUUUAGUAUUGACUAAAGUUGGUCACAAUGAAAAGGUUGCACUGGCCACUUUGGGAGAGGUCCCAUUGGGUUUUGUGUGGCAUUCAGGCAUAACAAACAAGACUCAUGCUAUCAUGAUAUUGUACUUAUCCUGCCUACGUGUUCUAACCUGAUGAAGAAUGACCUAUACUUCCAUGGUGAAGAGUCAAAGCCGACUUGUAGCUUUAAACGCUGCCAUCUCUGCUUGUUACAUUUCAGUCAUGGAGAAAGUAAAACCUGAAAGUAUGCAAAAAGAAACAAGGUAUUCGCUGGACGGAGAGAAACAAGCAUUCCGGAAACGGUGUUUGUGGUUUUGUAAAAUGUUCUGACAGAAUCUGCAGGGCUCCGGUAUUGACAAUCGCAAGAAAAAUAUGAAGAGCAUUUUAUUUUUCUACCACUGUGAUUUUCUUUCAUUGUCAUGUACCAGUGUUAGAUUUACACUGAGACCCUUUUGGCUAGAGCCUACUGGGCAGUGUUCAGUGGUAAUGAAUUGGAAUUAAUAAAUGCUAUUUUCAGGAUAGAGCUUUUCUUGUGUGGGAUAUAGUGUGGGGGUAAUCAUGGCUUUGGAAUACUUGCUGAAUGGAUAAUUUGCAUGAAUUCUUUUUGUGGAAUAUUUGACAGUAAAUAGAAAGUGACAAAAA